GGGAGGUCGACUGUCGGCUCAGCCACCCUCGCCAUGAACCCUAUCCAGAGUUUCCACUGUAAGCUGCGGGGUCUGGCCACCGUGCUGGACGGCGAGACAGCACGGCUGCUGCGAGCGCUGGAUGGCGAGGACAGCGACUUUGAGGAUUCUCCAAUGAGAAUUUUGUAUGACCUUCAUUCAGAAGUCCAGACUCUAAAGGAUGAUGUAAACAGUGUUCUUGAUAAAGCAAGAUUGGAAAGUCAAGAGAGCACAUGUUUCAUAAAGGCAACAAAAGUACUGAUGAAAAAAAAUUCAACAGACAUCAUAAAACUAAGAGAGUUCUUCGAGAAGUAUGGAUAUCAAACGCGUGACAAGGAAGAUGCAGUGUGUGAGCACGAAGGGAGUGAGUCCACCCCAGAGUUGGCUGUGUGUAAAGACAUUCAAGAGCCCGGCGUGGAGGAUGACCUCUCUGACCCAUAUGUUCCGAGCAGUUCUGUUUCUGAGAAGCCUCUGCGCAGCCCACAGCUUUCAGAUUUUGGACUUGAGCGGUACAUGGUCUCCCAAGUCCCAGCAAACCCUCCCCGGCCAGCUCACAGCCUUAAAGAAGAGUGUGUAUCUGAAACCCCUCCUGCCAAAGAGCCUUUUGUUAAAGUGCUAAAGACUCCCAGAUGUGCCAUAAAGAUGGAUGAUUUUGAGUGUGUAACCCCUAAAUUAGAGCACUUUGGUAUAUCUGAAUAUACUAUGUGUUUAAAUGAAGAUUAUACAAUUGGACUUCAAAACAUGAAGAACAUGAAAAGUGAAGAAGCCUGUGACCUGGCCACACAGACAGGGCCUGUGACCAGUGAUAGUUCUUGUGCCAUCCUUGAACCCAUAAUCCAGCAGCUGGAAAAAAAUGAUGCUGAAUACACAAGUUCCCCACUGCCACCUACAUUCUGCACUCCUGGUUUGAAAAUCCCUUCUACAGUGGGCAGUACAGAUUUGGUAUAUAAAAAUUAUCCAUUAUCAAAGCCAAAUAGUUCAAUGAGAGAUUUGGAAGACUGUGCUCCAUUGAUUUUAAAUUCAGAUGAAUGCUAUAAGAAUUUUGUAGACCCCCCUUCUCCUACAAUUACGUCUUGUGAAAAUCUCAGAACACCCAGUCCUCCAGAAGUCACUGCAAUUCCAGAAGACAUUCUCCAGAUGUUAAAGCACAAUCCAAACUUAGCUUCUCCCACAGAGGUUAAAGCGAUGCCACCCAGGAGAGGCUUCCUCAAGUAUGAGGGGCAGAACACCCGAAGUGCUGCCAACAAGGAAAACUGGUGA
Molecule: messenger RNA, 1278 nt
Organism: Acomys russatus (golden spiny mouse)
Lineage: Eukaryota; Metazoa; Chordata; Mammalia; Rodentia; Muridae
Gene: Ska3
Product: spindle and kinetochore associated complex subunit 3
Exons: 8
Coding region: 34-1278 (414 amino acids)
Biological process (GO): mitotic cell cycle; chromosome segregation
Cellular component (GO): outer kinetochore; spindle microtubule
Source: RefSeq, a predicted model, not a curated record